AAGCCAAGAUUCUCUGUCCAUUAUCCUGAAUUCUUGAUAAGAUAGCAAGGUAUUACAUUUUUUAGAUUCAAAGCUGCAUUCCGAUUUUCUCUUUGUCUGCUUUUGCCUCCUCAAUUUGAUCCCAUCGCCACUCCAUACCCUCUUCAAAGAACUUCACACAAAGUGAGAAAGCAGUGUUCUUUUUUGUUGGGUCAAUGGCUGCGAGGGUGAUGACCGUGGCGCAGGACGGCACCGGAGACUUCCUGACGGUACAGCAGGCGAUAGAUGCUGUGCCCUUCAGCAACACCUGUCGUACCGUGAUUCGUCUCAGACCUGGCAUCUAUAGGCAGCCCGUUUAUGUGCCCAAGACCAAGAAUUUUAUCACCCUCGCGGGUCACAGCCCCGAGCACACAGUCAUCACCUGGAACAAUACUGCCACCAAAAUCGACCACCACCAGGGGUCUCGGUUGAUUGGGACAGGAACGUUUGGAUGCGGGACUGUGAUAGUGGAGGGAGAGGAUUUUAUUGCAGAAAAUGUCACUUUUGAGAACUCGUCUCCUCAGGGCUCAGGGCAAGCUGUGGCACUCAGAGUAACAGCGGAUAGAUGUGCGUUCUAUAAUUGCAGGUUUCUUGGGUGGCAGGAUACUCUCUACUUGCAUUAUGGGAAACAGUACCUGAAAGAUUGUUACAUUGAAGGAAGUGUGGACUUCAUUUUUGGAAAUAGCACUGCUCUCUUGGAGCAUUGUCAUAUUAACUGCAAGUCAGAAGGUUUUAUAACUGCACAGGGCAGGAGGAAGUCUUCUCAUGAACCAACUGGUUAUGUGUUUUUGAGAUGCGUAAUCACUGGCAAUGGGGAAGCUUCAUACAUGCUUCUUGGACGUCCAUGGGGACCCUUUGGAAGGGUGGUCUUUGCAUACACUUACAUGGAUAAAUGUAUCAAACAAGAAGGUUGGCAUAAUUGGGGUAAAGCUGAAUAUGAAAGAAGUGCUUGCUUUUAUGAGUACAGGUGUUUUGGACCAGGUUGUUGUCCAUCAAAGCGGGUAACAUGGGCUAGAGAACUGAUGGACGAAGAAGCAGAACAAUUCUUGUUGCAUAGUUUCAUUGAUCCUGAUCCAGAAAAACCUUGGCUUGCUCAGAGAAUGGCACUGAAAAUACCAUAUUCUGCUUAGAAGUCAUUUCUCCAAGGUGCCACUGGAAAAUUGCAAGGGAAUAAUUUGGGAUAUGAUGGUAUAUAAACCACUCAUAUGUGAAGAAUAAUACCUGCAACAGACCUACUUAAAAUUUUUCUUUUCUCUGAAGGUGCAGAAACAUUACAAACCGCUUGUUCAACCAUAAACUCUUAUCUUUUAUCUUUUAGACUUUUACAGCCUUUGGCUGAAAAGAUUGUGAAGAUAAUCACUGUCUUGUAUGAUCAGGUGGAUUAGUCCAAGCUAUUGCCAUGUUAAUGUUUGUU
This is a messenger RNA of Rubroshorea leprosula, 1432 nucleotides long. Lineage: Eukaryota; Viridiplantae; Streptophyta; Magnoliopsida; Malvales; Dipterocarpaceae. The record is from the annotation of a GenBank genome assembly.